Molecule: messenger RNA, 5004 nt
Organism: Aspergillus saccharolyticus JOP 1030-1
Lineage: Eukaryota; Fungi; Ascomycota; Eurotiomycetes; Eurotiales; Aspergillaceae
Product: RHS repeat domain-containing protein
Exons: 1
Coding region: 1-5004 (1667 amino acids)
Source: RefSeq, a predicted model, not a curated record
AUGUCUGGUAACAACGGCAACCUUUACUCCCAGGGCUACAACUUUGCAAGCUUCUUUCAGAAUGCAGUGGAUCCGCGCACAGGGCAAUACACUUGCACUAUCACGGUCUACGAUGCCCCAGUGCUCGCUCGCAAUUGUCCCCCGCUGAAACUGUCGCUGGCUUUCAACCCCUUGAACACCCAAAGCGCUGGAUUCGGCAAAGGAUGGUCCUUGAACCUGUCGUCCUAUCGCCAAACUACCACCCCAAAUGUUGCUAUUCUUGUCCUCUCCACCGGUGAACAUUACCGAGUCUCGAGGUUGUCCGGGAAGUUGGAAGUUGAGGAUCAGAAGCUGAUCAACUUCCACCUCCUGGACUCGGGUGAAGCCGAUGGGGAUAUCUUGAUUGCGCACAAAUCCGGAGUGGUCGAGAGGCUGUCUGACAACCAAAUGCAGUAUGGGGUCAAGGUGCCCAUGGCCGUGUACGCAGUCAAUGGCCGCCGGUUGACCCUAUCCUGGCAGAAACAUGGCUCGGACGCUCCACGCCUAACGGGCAUUCAACAAGAGGGUGUCUCGGUGCUCCAAAUCGAGUAUCAAGAUAACGCUGUCCGCAUCAAGCGGACCAUGGACGGGGGAGAGCCUUGCACUUUCACUGCCGACAUCAGCCGGGAUAAUCGACUCCAGGCAUUCCACCUGCCUUCCAUGCAAGGUACGGGAGUCUGGGAGUUUGGAUACGAGGCAGCCGACCCCGAGGAUCGGGGGAAUGCGAUGAUUGUCUUGUCGACGCUGACAAGCCCAUUGGGCCAGCGAGAAGAGAUCAAACACCAACCCAAAGGCCACAAGCUGCCUUCUUCCGGACCGUAUCCCUAUAUUCCCUGUGUUGUUCAGCACACAAUCAGACCGGCCAGCUCACAGCCAUCAAUCAAGUAUUUGUACAGCUAUUCGGCUGAGAACUUUCUCGGUGGCAAUGCUGGGAUUACUUGGCAUCCCGAAGAAGACAAUCUAUAUCAUGUGCAGGAAAACUACAAAUAUUCGACGCAGGUGACGAUAUGGACUGACUCGGGAAGGAAGACAGGCGAACAGGAGAGUCUCACUUACACGCACAACCGAUUCCAUCUGGUGACGGAAGUAUCUCGCAAGAAGGGGGCAAACAAAGUGACUCAGGCAACAACGUACUGGGAAAAGGAGAGUUUGCCAUUCAUCUCGCAGGGCCCCCAGUUCCAACUGCCACGUGUGGUCACGACGACCUACGCUGAUAAUGACCGGGAUCGCUCUGAGACAAGUGAACACACCUUCGACGACUGGGGGAAUCCCCUGCUGGAGAAGCAGGAGAACGGGAUUCAGAUUGAGCGGUCCUAUUAUGACCCCAAGCAAGAUGACGACGGUUGUCCCAAAGAUCCCUUUGGCUUCAAAAGAUACCUCAAAAGCGAGAGCAUUACCGCCGCACCGAUCAACGAAUACCCUGCGCCGACCCGGACCAAAGAGUACACAUAUGCCAAGAUUGCCACGAUUGAGGGCAGCCCCGCUGACUAUUUUGUCGCGGUGAAGCAGUGUAGCUAUCUCGACGAGGGCAACGCAGUCACUCUCACCGAAUCCAAUUACGCCUCCGAUCCAACGAAGAACGACUAUGGCCGGCUGCAACAGCAGACCACGACGUUGCAAGGGCAGCAUCCGAUGACACAGAACUGGGUCUAUCAGUUUGACACCCCUGACGAGGUUACAGAGUUGACGACUAUCACUACAUUUGACGGACUCGAGGUCGGGGAAGAAACAGUGGUGUCCGCAUGGACCGGGCUCACGCUGAAGCACAAAGACCAAACCGAGACUCCCACACAAUUCCAAUAUGACUGCAUCGGGCGUGUCUUGGAGGUGACAUUGGCCGCGAACACGGAUUACGAAGCCAAACGGCUCACUGAGUACAACAUAUUGCCCGGGUACGAAGGAUACACAGUCACGGAGACGGAUGUAGAGGGGGUGCAGACAAUCAAAUCUCUGGACGGCCUCGGACGCAUCAUGACAAUCCAAAGGCAGGAUGCAGACGCUUCCCCGGGCGCCACGGAAGAUACUGGAAGAGAGUUCCGUGUUGUGGAGGAGCGCAAGUACAAUGACUGUGGUCAAUGCAUCAGGGUCGACACCACCGACUGGCUGCGGACUACAGCCGACCCGACCAGUCAAUGCACGUCCAAGGAAUUCGAAUACGACAACUGGGGCCAAACAUGUCAGAUAAUCGAAAGCAAUGGUGUGAUUCGCCGGAUUGUCGCCGACCCUAUAUCGUUGACCCAAAGGGAAUACAUCGAGGGCGGUGGAGUGACGCAGACCAAGAUGAACCUCUUCGGCCAUCCUGAUGAGAGGUGUCUCAUCGACAAGAACAACACCACCUACAGUACCAUGAAAUACUACUAUGACGGUCUCGGCCGUCUAGCUGAAGAGGAAGAUCAGCUCGGCCAUAGAACGCGGUACGAGUUUGAUGUCUUUGACCGAGUUGUCAGGACCACUGGGCCGACUGGCCGUACCCUUCUGACGCAGUACACUGAUCAAAGCCUGUCGUGUUUGCCGAUUUCUGUGCAGGUUAACCAAACCACGUUGGGUGCACAAAGUGUCGACGGCCUAUUGCGCGUCACGGAACGAACAAUCGGUGGGCGAACCACUCGGCAGACCUUCGACGGUAUCUGCCCUAAGCCCUUGCGGGUUACCAAGCCCGAUGACCAGCAGUCCGAGUUCACGUACGAUCAUGCUCUGGACUAUGAAGUUACCUCUAUUCAGCGGGAGGGCAACACGAGCCAGUUUGACUAUGACAAGCAGACUGCCUCGAUUCUGAGUGCCGACGACGACUUUUCCAAGCGCAGUCUAAAAUACUUCCCGUCCCAGCUUGUGGCAGAGGAUACCGUCCAGGUUGAUAAGGAGCCAGAGUUGACUGCUCAUUCGACCUACUCAAUGGGAGGGAAGCUACAGAGGUACGACGACAUUUUUGGAGGAAGACAUGAGAUCAGCUAUGAUUCCAACGGGCGACAAGCCAGUCUAACCAAAGGAAACAUUGAGGUCCGACUUGAAUAUACCUCGUCGACGAACCUGCUGUCAGAAGGGGUGGUUGAGGUCACGGAUGGUCAAUUGUCGCUGAAGACUUCCAUAGCCUACGAUGAGUUUGACCGAGAGGUGGAGAGAACGGUCAGCAAGGGCAGUGAUACCCUCUGCAAGCUCACUCAGUCCUAUGGGCCCACUGGCCUGGUCAACACCCGGGAGAGGACCAGCGCAGAUGGAUCGCUUUUACAGAAUGAGUCUUUCGAAUAUGACGAGCAGAAUCGCCUGACCAAGUACCGAUGCCAGGGAUCGCAGGCCCCGGUGGACCAAUAUGGUCACCCCAUACAAACCCAGCAAUUUGACUUCGACGCCCUGGACAAUCUCACCCAAGUGACCACCAUGUUCCAAGAUAACAGUGUCAAUACGGCUACCUAUCAAUACGCAUCUAAUGACCCCACUCAGUUGACCCAGAUUACCAACACUCACGCAGCAUACCCCAAACAAAUCGACCUCGCGUAUGACGAAAACGGGUCUUUGACCAGGGACGAGAAAGGGCGCACCUUGCAGUACGACUCUCUCGAUCGGUUGAGAGCGGUCAUAGACCCGGACAACCGUCCGGUUUGCCAGUAUCAUUACGACGUAGCCGGGAGACUGGUCUGCCAGGAAGUUCCUGGGCAGGCCACCACAUACCUCUACUAUCGUGGGGAAAACACUCUCAUCGCCACGACCUCGGGCAAUCAACGGGUCACAUACAUCAAUGCAGGCGGUACCUACUGGGGUCAAGAGGUAGAGGAGGGAGACAAGGAUCCGGAAUACCAACUGUGGGCUUCCAACGCGCAAACCUCAGUGUUGACGUACUGCAACAGUGGAGACCCAAGUACCGCUCACGAGCAGCCGUAUACUCCCUAUGGAUUCAGUGAGACCGGUUCCUCGAUUGGCUUGCAUGGCCAAUGGCACGAUCCGAUAACCGGCUGGUAUCACCUGGGCCAGGGGUAUCGCGUUUACAAUCCAGUUCUGAUGCGAUUCCACACCCCGGAUCGCUGGAGUCCUUUUGUCUCCGGCGAGAUCAACCCCUAUGCGUAUUGCCUAGGGGAUCCAAUCAACAGGACCGACCCGGGAGGCCAUACCAGCCUCCUGAAGAGUCUGGUUGUAUUCAUCGUUGGUUUGAUUGUCGGCGCGAUUGCGGAUCUCCUCACCGGAGGCGCUCUCACCGCUAUCGAGGCAGGGGUUUAUGUUCAGCUCGGAGUGAGCGUCGCUGGAUCAGUCGUUUCAGACACCGUGACGCCGGCACUAUACGACCUGGCCUCGGGACAGGGUCAUAGUUGGGGACAAGUCGCACAGGACGCAGUCCAGUCCGUGGUCGCCAAUGCGCUCACUGCAGGAUUCUCGAUCGCCGGGUUGAAACCUGGCCUCAAAGACGUCUUCAAACAAGUCAAGUCGACUGUCCAAAACAUCGACGGUGAAUCGGGCAGGUUUGUCAGUUACAUCGGAUCCACGUCAGCGAGCAAUGGCCUGGGCUCGGAGAUCAAAAGUGCCGAGAGGGCUGCGGUGAAUACCAUCGAGAGGACGGUCGCAAACGAGAGCAGGUCGUCUUUGGCGCAUGGAGAACUCGGUGUGCACGGUCAAGCAUCAAUCGGAAAAGAGGUUGCAGCGGAGUCCACGUCUUCGAAGUUGUCCUCGGUGGCCAAGUCCACAAUCAAGCCGGCCAUUCGAGACGGCGAGAAGGCAUCCUCGUCGCUGAGUGCGAGUCCGCUGGUGAGAUGGCCGCUCACGAAAGGGAUCGCUUGGGUGAGCGGGUGGAGCUCGAGGCAGGGGGUGGCUUUUGCUAUGAACAGUGAUGGCCAAUGCGCUUACCAGGAGGUGAAACCGGCCUACAACGUGAAGCCGAGCACCGUUUACAGUGCCUUGCAAACACAGGGAGGUGUGCAACGGUUGUAUCCCUCCGCUCGAAGCAAUGUCCGGCAGGAUAACAGUAGACCUAUGAAUUGGCAGGCAGUCCGCAACAGGUGA